AACAUUUAUAUACGUGAUCCCUAUAGAGCACCUCCCUUACGAAGAGGCAGUGGCUGGUGUUUUUUCUUCAUUUCGCAGUGUAUUUUGGUCCUCAUCUCUACUACCCAGCCAUGACUGAGUUCGAAUGGCCGUGGCAGUACAGCUUCCCGCCUUUCUUCACGCUGCAAGUGAAUGCUGACGUCCGCAAGACCCAGCUGGACGCGUGGUGUGCCCUGGUGACCUCGUGGGGCAAACAGGGCGGUGUGACCCAGAUUGACGUGACAGAGGCCUCCGAUCUGGCUGUGUUCAAAAACGCGUCCAUCCAUCGAGCUCUGCCGCCAGAUGGCAUUCAGGUGGUGCUGGAGGAGCUGGUGAGAAGAGGCAACUUGGAGUGGACUGAUAAAACCAAGCGAAGAGGCUACUUGUUAUGGCGAAGUGCUGGGGAAUGGGGCACGCAGAUUUACAAGUGGGCGCAGGGGUCCAGUCGUAUUAACACUGUCUGCACCCUGUAUGAACUUGCACAUGGUGACGAGACUGCUGACCAAGAGUUUCACAAUUUAGACGGAGACAUCUUGCUGAAGGCCUUACGAACUCUGGAAGCUUCAGGCAAGGCAGAGCUGAUGGACUUCGGCGACAACCAGGGCGUCAAAUUUCUGUGAGGUGUGUGUGUGUCUGUGUGUAUGAGUGAGAGAGAGAGAGAGGGGAGGAGAGGGAGAAAAAAAGAGACGCCAGUAUUCGUUGACUUUAAGCAAUCUUAACACAUUUUUCAAGGCCAUAUAGAUAACUUGCCUGGUUCUCAAGAGCGUUUCUGCUGUCAAUACUGUAGAUUAUCUUGUUGAUCUGUGACUGAAACCAUAAAACACCAUUAAAAACCCUUUGCUUUUUCUCAAUGACUGUUUCCCAAGGCCACAAAGAUGAUUAGCCAGUUAUCAAGACUAUCUGCUGUCAAUACUGUAGAUAUCUUGUCAGUUUGUUGAUUAAAUCGUUAUAACUCCCUUGAAAACCUGUAUAGCUUCAACUAGUCUUUGUAAUAGUGACGAUGUGGCGCAGAGGUGUUUCAGAAUACGAGUGUGUGUGUGUGUGUGUGUGUGUGUUUCUUUUCUUUAUCGCCUGUUGCUUGAAAAUAUUACAAUAAUUAAUUUACGUAUUGAUUUAGAGAUCACAUAAGAAAUAAAUAUCUUUUAAAAGUUCAUUAGGUUAAUAAAAAUAAGUUAUAUUUAAAUUUUGAAGACAGACAGACAGACAGACAGACUUGCUUUGAAUAAUUGUCGCGGAAAUAUUUGAAUUGUAAAGCUAAUUAUAUUUGAAAAUUAAACCAGUAUUUUUUUUUUAGCUUAGAUUUAAAGUGAUUAUUAUUAUUAUUAUUAUUAUUAUUAUUAUUAUUAUUAUUAUUAUUAUUCUAGAUGUAAUGUGCUUAAUUUUAUAAUAUGUGCAAUCUGUCUCAGUAAUAAAUAUAUAAAUGAA
This is a messenger RNA of Scylla paramamosain (green mud crab), 1443 nucleotides long. RefSeq names its product vacuolar protein-sorting-associated protein 25-like (gene Vps25). The record is from RefSeq and is a predicted model, not a curated record. The transcript is spliced from 5 exons. Bases 111 to 638 code for a protein of 175 amino acids. Gene Ontology annotation, cellular component: ESCRT II complex. Gene Ontology annotation, biological process: protein transport to vacuole involved in ubiquitin-dependent protein catabolic process via the multivesicular body sorting pathway. Lineage: Eukaryota; Metazoa; Arthropoda; Malacostraca; Decapoda; Portunidae. Gene Ontology annotation, molecular function: protein homodimerization activity; structural molecule activity.